Molecule: messenger RNA, 276 nt
Organism: Plenodomus lingam JN3
Lineage: Eukaryota; Fungi; Ascomycota; Dothideomycetes; Pleosporales; Leptosphaeriaceae
Source: RefSeq, a predicted model, not a curated record
AUGUCGUCGCCCUUGCGGCUGGAUUCCCGUUCAACCGCACUGCCCAACUGUUUCACGUUCUUGCAUGGCAGUACCUACAACCUGCGAUGGCACGACCGACCACUCACUGUCUCGGAACAGUCGGCCGUUCUCACCUGUAACAACUUCGGAUCACUUCCCCGUCAAACAAUCGUGUGGCGCAAGCCAUUCACAGCGGGAUCUUUCAUACCACGACUGCAUUUCCCGACUUUGUAUGAUCCCUCGCUAGAGCUAGUCCGUCCCGUCUUGCUCAAGUAG